Messenger RNA from Ceratotherium simum simum (southern white rhinoceros), 1927 nucleotides. RefSeq names its product retinoid isomerohydrolase RPE65 (gene RPE65). NCBI's taxonomy places the organism in Eukaryota, Metazoa, Chordata, Mammalia, Perissodactyla, Rhinocerotidae. The record is from RefSeq and is a predicted model, not a curated record. Gene Ontology annotation, biological process: zeaxanthin biosynthetic process; retinal metabolic process. Gene Ontology annotation, molecular function: beta-carotene 15,15'-dioxygenase activity; retinol isomerase activity; all-trans-retinyl-ester hydrolase, 11-cis retinol forming activity.
AUGGGCAUUGAGCCAGAGAGCGCCUCUUCCCCUGGAGCGCUGCCUCUGUCUUCUUUGAACAUGGCACGUGCUUCUUCCUCAUUAUUCCACCAUUUCAGAGUCGAGCAUCCGGCUGCUGGUUACAAGAAACUGUUUGAAACUGUGGAGGAACUGUCCUCACCGCUCACAGCUCACGUUACAGGCAGGAUCCCCCUCUGGCUCACGGGCAGUCUCCUCCGAUGUGGGCCGGGACUCUUUGAAGUCGGAUCUGAGCCGUUUUACCACCUGUUUGAUGGGCAAGCCCUCCUGCACAAGUUUGACUUUAAAGAAGGACACGUCACCUACCACAGAAGGUUCAUCCGCACUGAUGCUUAUGUACGGGCAAUGACUGAGAAAAGGAUCGUCAUAACAGAAUUUGGCACCUGUGCUUUCCCAGAUCCCUGCAAGAAUAUAUUUUCCAGGUUUUUUUCUUACUUUCGUGGAGUGGAGGUUACUGACAAUGCCCUCGUUAAUAUCUACCCAGUGGGGGAAGAUUACUAUGCCUGCACAGAGACCAACUUCAUUACAAAGAUUAAUCCCGAGACCCUGGAGACAAUUAAGCAGGUUGAUCUUUGCAACUAUGUCUCAGUCAAUGGAGCCACUGCUCACCCCCACAUCGAAAGUGAUGGAACUGUUUACAACAUUGGUAACUGCUUUGGGAAAAAUUUUUCAAUUGCCUACAAUAUUGUAAAGAUCCCUCCGCUACAAGCAGACAAGGAAGAUCCAAUAAGCAAGUCAGAGGUCGUUGUACAAUUCCCCUGCAGUGACCGAUUCAAGCCAUCUUACGUCCAUAGUUUUGGUUUGACGCCCAACUAUAUUGUGUUUGUGGAGACACCAGUCAAAAUUAACCUGUUCAAGUUCCUUUCUUCAUGGAGUCUUUGGGGAGCCAACUACAUGGAUUGUUUUGAGUCCAAUGAAACCAUGGGGGUUUGGCUUCACAUUGCUGACAAAAAAAGGAGAAAGUAUCUCAAUAAUAAAUACAGGACCUCUUCUUUUAAUCUCUUCCAUCACAUCAAUACUUAUGAGGACAAUGAGUUUCUGAUCGUGGAUCUCUGUUGCUGGAAAGGAUUUGAAUUUGUUUAUAAUUACUUAUAUUUAGCCAAUUUACGUGAGAACUGGGAAGAGGUGAAAAAAAAUGCCAGGAAAGCUCCCCAGCCUGAAGUCAGGAGAUAUGUUCUUCCUCUGAAUAUUGACAAGGCUGACACAGGCAAGAAUUUGGUGACUCUCCCCAGCACAACAGCCACUGCGAUCCUGUGCAGUGACGAGACCAUCUGGCUGGAACCUGAGGUGCUCUUUUCAGGGCCUCGCCAAGCAUUUGAGUUUCCUCAAAUCAAUUACCAGAAGUACGGUGGGAAACCUUAUACGUACGCAUAUGGACUCGGCUUGAAUCACUUUGUUCCAGACAGGCUCUGUAAACUGAAUGUCAAGACUAAAGAAACUUGGGUAUGGCAAGAGCCUGAUUCCUACCCAUCAGAACCCAUCUUUGUUUCUCACCCAGAUGCCUUGGAAGAAGAUGAUGGUGUGGUUCUGAGCGUGGUGGUGAGCCCUGGGGCAGGACAGAAGCCCGCGUAUCUCCUGGUUCUGAAUGCCAAGGACUUGAGCGAAGUUGCCCGGGCUGAAGUGGAGAUUAACAUCCCUGUCACCUUUCACGGACUGUUCAAAAAAUCCUGAGCACACUCCAGCAAGAUACGUUUCUGGUGACAAAAACCGAGGAAAACAGAGUCAGAUCGACAGUCAAAUUCUGUUCAGUUUUAGCCUGCUGUAGUAUAUGGUUUUAACUUGCAGAUGCACACAAUUUUGCAAUGCUGUACGGAAAGCACAGAGUUGAGCAAGCAAUUCCUUUAAAAAAAAAAAGUACAUGUUUGGAUAAUCACUCUUUCUCUGUGAGACAGACAGACCAUAACUAAAA